AUGAGCAUGCUGCAACAGCGGGCAGGCAUAAGCUCUUUUUGGCUUCCCGGCAGACAUGGAAAGGGUGACAAGAAGAAAGAGGUUAUCGGGCGGAUGUAUCAUCCCGUUCUUCUCACGCUGAUUGGCAAGUUGAAAGCCACGGCCGACAUUGCUGAUCCCGAAAUAACACCUCCAACCGUCUUUGCCCAAGCCAUCCUGAGCCUCCUCCCUCUUCAGACUUCCGGUGGUCGACGCGAAACUGCGCCCAUCCACCUCAUGUUUCAUCUAAAAAUGGUUCGUCAACGAUUCAUAAUGGUGAGCCUUGCGUACCGUGGUCCCGGACUGUCAUAA
This is a messenger RNA of Beauveria bassiana ARSEF 2860, 330 nucleotides long. RefSeq lists its product as uncharacterized. Lineage: Eukaryota; Fungi; Ascomycota; Sordariomycetes; Hypocreales; Cordycipitaceae. The transcript has 2 exons. The coding region runs from base 1 to 330 and encodes 109 amino acids. The record is from RefSeq and is a predicted model, not a curated record.